GAUUAAAAUUCCUCGUGGCUUUUAAACGUCGUUCUGAUAACAGUUAUCCAAUAAUCCAAUAGCUCGUGGACAUUGCGUCAUGCCUCAUGCACUAAUGUCCGUCAUCGGCGUUCGUUACAAUAGGCGAAACCUUCACCGAUUGUUCAAGGUACUUCCAUCGUAACCGUUAUCAUCAAAAACCCGUUUAGGCCACUCUAUCACUCGACACUCCGUGUGGCAGUGUCCGAUUGUCGUUGAUCGCGAACGCAGUGACUAUAGCCAGCUGGUGAGUUUUCUGUGAUUCGUCGACAUGCAGGAUUUCACUUUUCUCAAUGCGAAAAUGUACCUCUUGGAUGGAAGUUUCGUCAGUGGAAUUUUGCCGUAUGUGGAGUAUGACAGCGUUAUGAAACAUCCGCUUUGGGGUUCGAAUUUGCUUUUUAAUGAUGAAGAAGCUGUUGUGAAAGGCCACARAGAUUAUAUUAAAGCCGGAGCGGAGUUUCUGACCACCAACACAUACCAAGCGAGUAUUGAAGGCUUUCAAAAACACUUGGAUUUAAACUAUGAACAAAGCUUHGAAUUAAUUAAAAAAUCUGUCACGAUUUGUCGACGAGCAAUAAUAGAAGAGAGUUCAGAACGGAUAGUUCGAAUAAUGGGAUCUGUUGGUCCGUAUGGCGCUUCACUGUGUGAUGGUUCAGAGUACAAUGGAAAUUAUAUUGAUAAGAUUAAUUCUAAAGAUUUAUACAACUGGCAUAAGCCUCGAAUCCAAGCACUGGUGGAGGCUGGUGUCGAUGUAUUACUUUUUGAAACGAUUCCUUCGAUGGUCGAGGCUGAAAUUUURCUAAGCAUACUGGCCGAGUAUUCAAAUCAAAAAGCAUGUUUAUCGUUCUCGUGUAAGGAUAGCAAACAUUUAAGUCACGGAGAGACAUUUGCAAGUGCUGUAGAAAAGUUCUGGUCAAAUGAUUCUCAAAAACAAUUGAUCGCUAUCGGCAUGAACUGUYUGGACCCAAAACUUAUAACACCGCUUUUGACGUCCGUAAAAACUGAGAAUGUCGUUUUUAUUACUUAUCCAAAUGGAGGUGGAGUAUGGGAUGCGGUUAAAAAAUGCUGGGAUAACACUCAAAUGUACCAAGUUUCAAUCGACGAUUUGAACUUGUGGAGUAAAAAGGGUUUGAAAAUAAUUGGAGGUUGUUGUAACACCGAUACAACUGAAAUAUUACGUAUUAGAAAUUUGAUUGACAACUACUUAUUUUCAUYUCAAUGAAUAUAGAUUUAAAUCAUAGGUAUACUCAUAACGAUUCAUUACUACAAUUAUUUCUUAAAAUAUUUAAAGUGCUUUUAGAGGGGUUUCAAGUAUGAGCUCAAGUGUUUUAAUUUUAGGUGUAUGCAUGAUGUUAUAAGGUUACAUAUAUAUUUAUUUAUUAAUGAUCUAUAUCCAUCUGUUAAACCAGUACAUACUAUUUUUCGCUAAUAAAGCAUUAUUUAAUUGUUUAUUUUWAACUACAGAAUAAAUUCUCAUUGGACAAAAUAUAAAUAUUUAAAUACUCACAGUAUUAUUUAUCCAUUAAUUAAUUUACUUAACGAAUUUAAGGGCGAGGCCUUUGUUUACAUAGUGACAAUACAUUAAUAACAAUAAUUUUAGAUAAUAAGAUAAAAUAGAAAAUAUUAAAUAAAUAUUAAAAGUUUAAAAUAAAAGUACAAUAUGCACAACGUAAUAAUUGUUACAUUUCAUGAWYAGRCAUAAAAAAGGAGGGAUCCUCAUUGGAAUGAGACCUUAACCAUCUAAUAGGCUCAUUCCUUAUGUAGUUGGUAGUUGAAUGUGAAAUUAAGAAGCGAACUGUUGUUAGGGAUUUUAAAACAAAACAAAGAGAUAAUCCACUUUAAGUGACAAAUUACUAGCAAACCUMAAAAGUUAUCGCUGUACCCUUUUGGGCUGCAUCGAGUCACUUGCAUGCAUCAUGAGGAACAYAUACAGUUAUGCCAUACUCAAGUGUUGGACGCACUAGUGCAUGAGCUGUAAUAGAUAUUCUAGAAUGGAAGCCCUUGGACAAUCUCAUUAUGAACUCAACUAUAUAUUAUAGACAGAUAAUGAAAUACAUGUAAUGUUAUGUUUCACCAUUAUUUGCAGUAAGUACAUUUAUUUUGUAAAAAAUGUAUACUAUAAUUUAUCACUAAGU
This is a messenger RNA of Diuraphis noxia (Russian wheat aphid), 2153 nucleotides long. RefSeq names its product betaine-homocysteine S-methyltransferase-like. Gene Ontology annotation, biological process: S-methylmethionine cycle. The record is from RefSeq and is a predicted model, not a curated record. Lineage: Eukaryota; Metazoa; Arthropoda; Insecta; Hemiptera; Aphididae. Gene Ontology annotation, molecular function: S-adenosylmethionine-homocysteine S-methyltransferase activity.